UGUUGGGGGGCGGCGCUGGCCGCGGGGACGAUGGCGGCGUUGGGGCUGCGGGCGCGGGUCGGCGGCAGAUUCCUCCUCCUGCAGCCGCCUCCCUCCCGCCCUGCCCCGCUCCGAGCGGCCUCGCUCCUCUCGCCCUCCCUGCGGCUCCCUCUGGGAAUCCAGCUCCUCUCCAGCCCCCGGGGGCUCCUUCCCGGCGCCGGGUCCCCCUGGCACCUCCCGCAGCUCCGCACCAAGGCGCGAGGGAACGAGUACCAGCCCAACAACCGCAAACGCAAGCGGACCCACGGCUGGAUCCGGCGGAUCAGCAGCCCGGCCGGCGUCGCCGUCAUCCUGCGCAGGAUGCUGAAGGGCAGGAAGUCCCUGACCCACUGAAACCUCUUCCCGAUCCAGCCCUGGGGCUGUCCUGGCUCCCGACGGACACGGCUCCCGUGUUGUGCGUGCGGGCGGGAGAUAAAAACCUGUGAACACCUGA
This is a messenger RNA of Apus apus (common swift), 472 nucleotides long. RefSeq names its product mitochondrial ribosomal protein L34 (gene MRPL34). Gene Ontology annotation, molecular function: structural constituent of ribosome. The record is from RefSeq and is a predicted model, not a curated record. The coding region runs from base 31 to 372 and encodes 113 amino acids. NCBI's taxonomy places the organism in Eukaryota, Metazoa, Chordata, Aves, Apodiformes, Apodidae. Gene Ontology annotation, biological process: translation. The transcript is spliced from 2 exons. Gene Ontology annotation, cellular component: ribosome; mitochondrial large ribosomal subunit.